UCGUUGUCAAUCAUCGAGCUUCAUCGACGAGUUUGGGUUUGUUUUCGUCAUCACUUGCUGGUGGGAGUAUAUUUUUCAUUCAAUAGACCAUAAUAAAGUAUUGAUUCACCAUGAGUGCCCUCGAAAAUACGCUCCAGAUUGAGAUAAAGCUGGAAAAGGAGAAAACAAAUCAAGCACUGCUGAAGGACCAUGUCGAGAAGUAUUCCGAGCUUACCCAGUCCAUGUCCAAGAUUCUGAACUCGUUCGAGCAACGGUUAGGGAAGCUGGAGCACACUAUACUGCCCGUGUACAACAUUACCAAGAACCUACAAAAGCAGCAACAGAAUCUUGAUAGUACGCUGCAGUACAUGGAACAAGUGCUAUCCCACUACGACGCUUCGCAGGACGUGUGCAACCUAAUCCACCAAGGACCGUCCGAGGGUAACAUCGGGUCGUUCCUGGAUGGAUUGAACAAGCUGAAAAAGGCAAAGGAUUACUUCCUCAACAACAAUCCGCAAAGCGUCGAGCUGGAGAACGUUACAAGCCUGUUCAACAAUGGGUGCGAAACGCUCAACAACCAUUUCAAAUCGUUGCUUAAAAAGCACAACUCUCCACUCAAACCUGUUGACCUGUUGGAUAUGAUCUACAUCGAGGAAGAUUCGUCGAACGAAGACUGCCCUUCGAUCAAACAGUUGCCACCGAGUGCACGGGAAGAGCUGAACGUGAUUGCCCAAUGGUUGGACAAUAAUUUGCGACGCGAGUAUGUGCAAAUAUUUGGCGAUGAGCGAUCGGAAGUGAUCAUGAGAUCGUUGCAAAACUUAAAAGACCAUCAAAAAAGUGGUAGCUGGGGCAAUGAGCCGCUGCGCACGAGGCAUGGCUAUGGCCGCGCGGAAACUGGCGCGAAGAAAACAACGUCUGCCCGUUUGCAGCAAAUUUUCGAACGGAAAGCCAACAAAAUGUUCAUGAAAGCUUCCCAAACGCUCGGCCAGUCGGCCGGCUUGGCGAUGCGAAAGAAUUCCUCUUUCGGGGACAUCCUGGCUGCGGAAGAGUACGGCAACGAUAACGAUCAGGAGCUGGAGAAGUACCUAGUGCUGCUGUUGGGCCUGCAGAAGCUGCUCGUAUGGGAACGACAGCUUUUGAACGAUAUUGUGCCACCUUCCCGGCACAAUGAGGUCUUCUCCCGGCUUUCCCAACCAUCGAUCGAGAUGGUGGUGAAAGAUGCGGAACAAAUAACGUCCAAAGUGAUGCGUAGUAUCGGACGCAAGGAAUGGUCCGCCGCACUUGGAAUAUUUUCCGCCCUUAAGCAUGUCCAAAUUUUGCAACCGGACAUCGACCGUAUCUGCGACGCUACGCAGAAGCAGCAGCUGUCGGGUGUGUUGAACCGUCUACAGCAAACGGCUUCGAAGGGAUUGGAACAGUUUAUCGAAUCCGUACGAAAUGAUUCCGGUGGUGGCGGUAUGGUGAGCAUGACGUCCAGCACGAUAAGCUACGGUGGUGGUUCGAACGUUCCACGCGACGCCACGGUGUACGAGCUGACCUCGAACACGAUCUGGUUCUUGGAGCAGCUGCAGGAGCAUUGUGACACCAUCGGAGGGCUGCUGCAAACGGAGGCAAUCUAUACAAACGAUCUCGAUCGUAUUUCUUCACAGAAGGCACUCUCAAUUGAACAGAAAAACAAGGCUCUGUUGGGAAUUUAUGUCCGGAAAGUAUUGGCAGAACUGAACUACACCAUCGCAACCAAAUCGGAACAGUACAGCGAUACGGCAACGAAGCAACUGUUCAAGUUAAAUAACACGCACUACAUCUUAAAAUCACUGCAACGAUCCAGCCUGAUGGAAAUCGUCGCCCUGACCGAGCACGACUGCGAGCGUCGCUAUCAGAAAAUGAUCCAGGAUCUUAAGAAAGCGUACCUCGGUUCGUGGUCAAAGCUGCUGUCCUUUAUACACCCGCUGGACGAUAUGCCACGCCCGAUCAAUGGGAAAGUGAAGGAUAAGGAACGGGCCACCAUUAAGGACCGGUUUUCGAACUUCAACAAGGAGCUGGAUGAUGCGGUAAAAACGCAGCGUGCCAUCUCGGUGCCGGAUGUGCUGCUGCGAGAGGGAAUCAAGCGGGACAAUAGCGAACACAUCGUUCCGAAGUAUAAUACGUUCUUUGAGGUGUACUCUGAUGUGCAGUUUAGCAAGAACAUCGACAAGUACGUUAAGUAUCGUCCAUCGGAUGUGGCGACCAUGCUGAAUAGCUUCUUCGAUGAUACGGUUUAAGUUAUUAAUUGCAAUGUAUUCCAAACGUAAGCUAGUGAAUAGAAAAACGAAAGCCAGCUUGUUUAACCACCUUUAAAAA
Molecule: messenger RNA, 2319 nt
Organism: Anopheles stephensi (Asian malaria mosquito)
Lineage: Eukaryota; Metazoa; Arthropoda; Insecta; Diptera; Culicidae
Gene: Exo70
Product: exocyst complex component 7
Exons: 6
Coding region: 111-2240 (709 amino acids)
Biological process (GO): exocytosis
Cellular component (GO): exocyst
Molecular function (GO): phosphatidylinositol-4,5-bisphosphate binding
Source: RefSeq, a predicted model, not a curated record